Messenger RNA from Volvox carteri f. nagariensis, 1215 nucleotides. It is a transcript of the gene lhcA, whose product is annotated as light harvesting complex A. The coding region runs from base 24 to 818 and encodes 264 amino acids. Gene Ontology annotation, biological process: photosynthesis, light harvesting in photosystem I; response to light stimulus. The record is from RefSeq and is a predicted model, not a curated record. The transcript has 7 exons. Gene Ontology annotation, cellular component: membrane. NCBI's taxonomy places the organism in Eukaryota, Viridiplantae, Chlorophyta, Chlorophyceae, Chlamydomonadales, Volvocaceae.
UGUCUCCACGCAGCUCCGGAAAAAUGGCGUUCGUUCUGAGCAAGUCGUCUGCCUUCGGCGUGGCUGCCAAGCCCGUCUCGCGUCGCUCCAGCGUCGCCGUCAAGGCGUCUGCCGUGCCGGAGAACGUCAAGGAGGCCCGCGCCUGGAUCGAUGCCUGGAAGAGCAAGCAGGGCGGCGCUAAGCGCGACCCCAGCCUUCCCAGCUGGAUGCCCGGCGCUACCCUGCCCGGCUACCUGGACGGCACCCUGCCCGGCGACUUCGGCUUCGAUCCGCUCUACCUGGGUGCCGAGCCCUCCAAGCUGAAGUGGUAUGCCCAGGCUGAGCUGGUGCAUGCCCGCUUCGCCAUGUUGGCUGUCGCUGGUAUCCUGGUUCCGGAGCUGCUGACCAACAUCGGCUUCUCGUGGCCUGGUGCUGGUGUGGCGUGGUACGACGCUGGCAAGUUCCAGUACUUCGCCCCGGCGAGCUCGCUGUUUGGCGUUCAGAUGCUUCUGUUCGCUUGGGCUGAGCUCCGCCGGUACCAGGACUUCGUCAAGCCUGGCUCGGCUAACCAGGACCCCAUCUUCAGCAACAACAAGUUGCCGGAUGGCAAUGAGCCGGGCUACCCUGGUGGCAUCUUCGACCCCUUCGGCUGGUCCAAGGGCGACAUGAAGAGCUUGAAGACCAAGGAGAUCAAGAACGGCCGCCUGGCCAUGCUGGCCUUCGCUGGCUUUGCUGCCCAGGCCUACACAACCGGCACUACCCCCCUGAAGAACCUAGCUACGCACCUGGCGGAUCCGUGGGCUACCACUGUCUGGCAGAACGACCUGGCCCGCCUGUAAACUGCUGGCUGAUUGUUGCUAUCUUGACUGGUCCAUGCUGAUGCGUGCUAGCCAUUACUGAUGCGACAGUAGCAGGCUGCCAAGGUGUUUGGGGUAUAUUCCCCGUGUGAUGCUGUAACAGAUGCGGUGUCCACCUCGUAGCAUUACUGCAAGGGCACUUGCUUGUGGAUGUAGGCCGAGGCUUGCACUGAGAAAGCGGUUGACGGUUUUAUUUUGUUCAUCCGUGACCAUUGCGACUCGUGGUACUUGUAAGUUGGGGAUUUGGUCAAGCUAGUGACUACUACCAUACAUUCAAGGCAAAUUGUGGAGUCGGCAAAAACGCGGACGAUGCAAAAGACAUGUAACAGCGAUGUAUUGUCAUCCACAUAGAAACAAAACUUAAGUAAUACUCAAUCGG